AUGGCCGCGGAGCGCGGGGGCUGCUCCCUGGAGGCGCUGCCGCUGCCGCCCGAGGUGCGCGAGAGCCUGGCCGAGCUGGAGUUGGAGCUGUCGGAAGGAGACAUCACUCAAAAAGGAUAUGAAAAGAAAAGGGCGAAGCUACUUGCACGCUACAUACCACUAAUUCAAGGUGUAGAUCCAUCCCUGCAAGCAGAGAACAGAAUCCCAGGCUCUUCACAGGCUACAGCUGCUGUAUCUAAACAGCAAAAAUCACGUUCUACCAACUCCAGAGAUGAGCGCUUCCGAUCUGAUGUCCACACUGAAGCAGUACAAGCAGCUUUGGCUAAAUACAAAGAGAGGAAAAUGCCCAUGCCUUCAAAAAGACGCUCUGUUCUUGUACACUCUUCAGUAGAAACAUACACUCCUCCAGACACAUCGUCUGCAUCAGAAGAUGAGGGCUCGUUACGUCGGCAAGGGCGGAUCACCUCCACUCCGUUCCAGAGCCAUUCCAACGUAGAGCCCUGGCUUAACCGGGUUAUCCAGGGCUCCUCCACCUCAUCCUCUGCAUCCUCCACCUCAUCCCAUCCAGGAGGGAAACCUGCUGCUGCUUCCAAUACUGCUACUGCCACUGCUGCCGCCACUGCGCUUGCAGAUCUUAUGGCACACGCUCAGCUAGAUAACCACUCCGCUCCUCCUGACGUAACAACGGGUCUUGUAGAACACUUGCAUCAUGAGCGACCACAAGUAGCAUCAGUACGAGGAAUUCCCAGGGGCUACAACAGCAGCAUACUAGAAACUGCAGAUGGUGUUCCAGUGAAUAGUAGAGUUUCCUCAAAAAUCCAACAACUUCUAAACACCUUGAAAAGACCAAAGCGCCCACCACUGAAAGAGUUCUUUGUUGAUGAUUUUGAAGAACUACUAGAAGUACAACAGCCGGACCCAAAUCAGCCAAAGCCAGAGGGAGGUCAGAUGUCUGUACUUAAAGGCGAACCCUUAGGUGUGGUUACCAACUGGCCCCCAUCUCUCCUGGCUGCUCUGCAGCGCUGGGGGACCACCCAGCCGAAAACCCCAUGUCUAACUGCAUUGGAUACAACUGGGAAAGCCAUCUAUACACUUACCUAUGGCAAACUGUGGGGCCGGAGUUUGAAGUUAGCAUAUACACUUCUUAACAAACUAACCAGUAAGAAUGAACCACUACUCAAACCUGGACACAGGGUGGCUCUCGUGUUUCCUAACAGUGAUCCUGUGAUGUUUAUGGUGGCAUUUUAUGGGUGCCUCCUGGCAGACCUGGUUCCUGUGCCAAUAGAAGUACCACUAACAAGAAAGGAUGCUGGCAGCCAACAGAUUGGAUUUCUCUUGGGCAGUUGUGGAGUAACAUUAGCUUUGACAACAGAUGUUUGUCAAAAAGGCCUUCCGAAAGCUCAAACUGGGGAGGUAGUUACAUUCAAAGGUUGGCCACGUCUUGUUUGGUUUGUGAUUGAUGGAAAACAUCUCGCAAAGCCAGCCAAGGACUGGCAUCCCCAAGUACGGGAUGCCAGUGCUGAUAUCGCUUAUAUUGAGUAUAAGACAAGUAAAGAGGGCAGCACAAUGGGCAUUACUAUAUCUCAUGCUUCCAUGCUGGCACAUUGUCAUGCAUUGACCCAGGCAUGCGGUUACUCAGAAGCUGAAACAUUAACAAAUGUGCUGGAUUUCAAAAGGGAUGCUGGUCUGUGGCACGGAGUUUUAACAAGCGUAAUGAACAGAAUGCACGUUGUCAGUAUACCCUAUGCAUUAAUGAAGGUUAAUCCGCUUUCCUGGAUACAGAAAGUCUGCUCAUACAAAGCCCGUGUAGCAGUAGUAAAAUCACGUGAUAUGCACUGGUCGCUUUUGGCUCAGCGGGAUCAAAGAGAUGUCAAUCUCAGCUCUUUACGAAUGCUGAUAGUGGCAGAUGGAGCUAAUCCAUGGUCAAUAUCUUCCUGUGAUGCAUUCCUCAACGUAUUUCAGUCCAGAGGUUUGAGACCAGAAGUUAUCUGUCCCUGUGCCAGUUCUUCAGAGGCAUUAACUGUUGCUAUUCGCAGACCUCCAGAUUUGGGUGGGCCACCCCCUGGAAAAGCAGUGUUGUCUAUGAAUUGUUUGAGUUACAGCGUGAUUAGAGUGGAUACAGAAGAAAAAUUGUCAGUACUCACUGUACAGGAUGUUGGUCAGGUUAUGCCUGGAGCCAAUGUGUGUGUUGUGAAGGUGGAUGGAACUCCUUAUCUAUGUAAAACUGAUGAAGUUGGUGAAAUAUGUGUGAAUUCUGGUGCAACUGGGACAGCAUACUAUGGUCUCCUUGGAAUCACCAAGAAUGUGUUUGAGACCAGUCCAGUGACAGCAGCAGGGGUGCCUGUUUCAGAUCAACCCUUCACAAGAACAGGAUUGCUUGGCUUUAUUGGACCUGACAGUUUGGUGUUCGUGGUGGGAAAACUGGAUGGCCUGAUGGUGGUGAACAUUCGCAAACACAACGCUGAUGAUGUAGUAGCCACAGCACUGGCAGUAGAACCAAUGAAGUUUGUCUACAGAGGAAGGAUAGCAGUGUUUUCUGUGACCGUUUUGCAUGAUGAUCGAAUAGUGCUUGUGGCAGAGCAGCGCCCUGAUGCAUCAGAGGAGGAUAGUUUUCAGUGGAUGAGCAGGGUUCUACAGGCAAUUGACAGCAUUCACCAAGUGGGUGUGUAUUGUCUUGCUUUGGUUCCUGCCAACACCUUGCCGAAGGCGCCACUCGGAGGAAUUCAUAUUUCAGAAACGAAACAGCGCUUUCUAGAGGGUGCUCUGCACCCUUGCAAUGUUUUGAUGUGUCCUCAUACCUGUGUUACCAACUUGCCUAAACCUCGACAAAAACAGCCAGAUGUUGGUCCUGCUUCUAUGAUAGUGGGCAACCUUGUUGCUGGAAAGAGAAUUGCACAAGCCUCAGGGAGAGAUGUUACCCAGCUGGAGGAUAAUGACCAGGCAAGAAAGUUCCUGUACUUAGCAGAUGUUCUUCAGUGGCGAGCCCAGACAACCCCAGAUCACCCUCUCUUUCUAUUGCUGAAUUCCAAGGGCACAGUAGCUAGCACUGCAUCGUGUAUACAACUGCACAAGAAAGCAGAGAGGGUGGCAGCUGCACUGAUGGAGAAGGGACGACUGAAUGUCGGAGACCAUGUCGCUCUGGUUUAUCCUCCAGGAGUAGACCUAAUAGCAACUUUCUAUGGCUGUUUAUAUGCCGGCUGUAUACCCAUAACAGUUCGACCCCCUCACCCACAAAAUCUUGCUACUACUCUGCCCACUGUCAAGAUGAUUGUAGAGGUCAGUAAGUCUGCAUGUAUCCUUACAACACAAGGAAUAAUGAAACUGCUGAAGUCCAAGGAAGCUGCCACAGCUGUAGAUAUUAAAACAUGGCCCACCAUUUUGGAUACAGAUGAUAUACCUAAAAAGAAGGUGGCUAAUAUUUUUAGACCUCCAUCCCCGGAUAUGUUGGCCUAUUUGGACUUCAGUGUGUCUACGACUGGCAUAUUAGCAGGAGUAAAGAUGUCACAUGCAGCUACAAGUGCCUUAUGUCGCUCUGUAAAGCUACAGUGUGAACUAUACCCUUCACGACAGAUUGCCAUCUGCCUUGACCCUUAUUGUGGCCUCGGGUUUGCACUAUGGUGCCUCUGCAGUGUAUAUUCAGGACACCAGUCUAUUUUGGUCCCUCCUCUUGAACUGGAGAGCAAUGUGUCUUUGUGGUUGUCUGCUGUCAGUCAGUACAAAGUGCGGGUCACCUUCUGUUCUUACUCUGUCAUGGAGAUGUGCACCAAAGGCCUGGGAACACAGACUGAUGUUCUUCGGAUGAAGGGAGUUAACCUGUCCUGUGUACGAACAUGUAUGGUGGUGGCAGAGGAGAGACCAAGGAUUGCACUAACACAGUCCUUCUCAAAAUUAUUCAAAGACCUGGGCCUCUCUGCACGUUCAGUGAGCACCACAUUUGGCUGCAGGGUCAACGUAGCUAUUUGCUUGCAGGGAACUGCAGGACCAGAUCCAACAACAGUCUAUGUAGAUAUGAGAGCACUUCGACACGACAGGGUACGUUUGGUGGAGCGGGGUUCUCCACACAGUUUGCCGCUGAUGGAGUCUGGAAAGAUUCUGCCUGGCGUAAAGGUUAUUAUAGCACACACUGAAACUAAGGGACCUCUCGGAGAUUCACAUUUGGGAGAGAUUUGGGUGAGUAGUCCACACAAUGCUACUGGUUAUUACACAGUCUAUGGAGAAGAGGCACUGCACGCUGACCACUUUAGCGCUCGGCUGAGUUUUGGAGACACACAGACAGUAUGGGCACGGACUGGGUACCUGGGCUUCCUGCGCAGAACAGAACUUACUGAUGCCAGUGGAGAGAGGCAUGAUGCCCUGUAUGUGGUAGGCUCCUUGGAUGAAACACUGGAGCUGAGAGGAAUGAGGUAUCAUCCCAUUGAUAUUGAGACCUCUGUGAUCAGAGCGCACAAAAGUAUUGCCGAAUGCGCUGUGUUUACAUGGACCAACUUGCUGGUGGUGGUUGUGGAAUUAGAAGGAUCAGAGCAGGAAGCAUUGGACUUGGUGGCACUGGUAACAAAUGUGGUUCUGGAAGAACAUUAUCUCAUAGUUGGUGUUGUUGUCAUUGUGGACCCGGGAGUUAUUCCCAUCAAUUCUCGUGGUGAAAAGCAGCGAAUGCACUUGAGAGAUGGAUUUUUAGCUGACCAAUUGGAUCCUAUUUAUGUCGCUUACAACAUGUGAAAAUACAAAACCACACUGACGCUGAAGCACCAAAAUCUAGAGGCAUUCUGAAUAGGAUCUACAUUAGUUUGCUGCGGAUUUGUAAGCUUUUGAAGACCUUAGGAAAAAAGGAGGUGCCAGUCUUCAUGGAACUUCUCU
This is a messenger RNA of Emys orbicularis (European pond turtle), 4854 nucleotides long. RefSeq names its product disco interacting protein 2 homolog A (gene DIP2A). Lineage: Eukaryota; Metazoa; Chordata; Testudines; Emydidae. The transcript has 38 exons. Bases 1 to 4716 code for a protein of 1571 amino acids. The record is from RefSeq and is a predicted model, not a curated record. Gene Ontology annotation, cellular component: cell surface.